AUGAUUGUCAUUGUCAUCGUUAAAGUGGGCACUAGCACCAUUGCCGAUGGUCAAGUGGAUUCUCCCUGGGUAUUGUUCUGGCUUCACACCGAGGCCGCCGUGGCCGUUAUUGUCCUUUCUAUGACUGCCUUCCGAGUACUUUUCGUGCAGUCAGAGAACGCCCGUUCCUGGAAACAGUUGAACCAAAACGGGGCUUGUCAAAAGGGAAUGACGCGCACCUCCCCAUCGUCAUCCGCAAAGGAUGGUCGAACCAGGAAGGACAACUCACUUGGUUCUGUCAAAAUGGACUUCCCUGUUGCACAAUCUGAUAUUAUGGUCACGCACGAGCUUUCCACUCGCAAUGUUCGUGAAUAA
This is a messenger RNA of Endocarpon pusillum Z07020, 354 nucleotides long. RefSeq lists its product as uncharacterized. The record is from RefSeq and is a predicted model, not a curated record. NCBI's taxonomy places the organism in Eukaryota, Fungi, Ascomycota, Eurotiomycetes, Verrucariales, Verrucariaceae. The coding region runs from base 1 to 354 and encodes 117 amino acids. The transcript has a single exon.